Chaetomium strumarium is the source of this 375-nucleotide messenger RNA. RefSeq lists its product as uncharacterized. Gene Ontology annotation, biological process: response to oxidative stress. The record is from RefSeq and is a predicted model, not a curated record. The coding region runs from base 1 to 375 and encodes 124 amino acids. Lineage: Eukaryota; Fungi; Ascomycota; Sordariomycetes; Sordariales; Chaetomiaceae. The transcript has 5 exons.
AUGGGGAUCUCACCGACUCAAUUCGCCGUUACGGCGAGGCAGUCGGCGAAUUGGUCGGACGCGAAGCGGAGGGUGCUUGCGGCAUAUCGAGAUUGGAUUCGCGCGGCACCCGAAAUCCAGACGAUGUACUCGGUCCCACAGCCCGUUUCCGCGAUUCGAUCCCGCAUCAGGCAGGAGUUUGAGCGCCACCGAUACGUUAACAAGCUGCCUGUGGUGGAUAUUCUUCUACAACAAAGCAACGCCGAUUACCAGGAGACUAUGAACUUCUGGCGCCAAACGAACCACAUCAUGUCCUUCUUCAAAGAAGAAAACUUUAGGGGGGAGAAGAGAUUGCCGUCAAAUUUCAUCGAGGGGUUCUUGCAGGGUCGCAACUAG